AGGACUCCGAGGAGGGAAGGGGGGCACCGAGUGCCCCCCAAAAAGUGGCAUUCUAGCCACAGUGAAAUGGAGCGCUUUGACUUUGCUGACGGGGCCUGGGUAGGGGGGUCCGAGAGCUUCGGUGGAUGGAUCAAGCGAUGGCUUUACCCUAAAACCACUCCAGUCCCUGCAGCCCAGUCCCCGUCCCCUCCCUUGGGCACUGAGGUGGCUCAGAGUUGAAGGCCACUGCCUCUGGGUCAAACCGGCACAGUGAAUCUUGGCCUGAGGGAUCUUGCGCCCUCUGCAAGAGUAGACCUCUUUGGGUUCUGAUAAACACUCUGUGCAAAUCAUAUGCAAAUCAGCUUAGCAGACUCUUAGUCGACAGCUUUUGUGGGUCUUAUUCAGGGCGUGGUAACUCUUGCAAAGGGAAGAAGGCAGCGUCCAAGUGCCAGCAGUUUGAGGCUGUAAAAUUUUCUGGUGUCUUCAGAUGUGCGACCCCGUAUAUCGCUCUCAAUAGCUCAAUUUUACCGAUGAAGGAAACCGAAACUCAGAGAGGAGCAGUGACUUGCUCAUGGCCACUCCUAUAGGUCCUAGGAGGUGUAAUGAAAUGAACCUCGAAUGUCCUUCCAAUCCAGAGAUGGAGAUUCCAACGUAAUUAUCCAAUACAAGCAAUUUACACCAAAGUAUGCUCGAGUCCUCCCCGUCUGGGAAGGGUGGCCUGCUGCCCAGAGCCAGCUUGAGGUGACCGUGCAGGGCCAGCCAGCUCUCCAAGCCUCGCCUGCAACAUUCCUCAGAUGGAGAGAAUGACCCGCAGCCGCAUCCCCCAAAUGUCAUGAGGCUGAAGGACUUUGGAAACUCUUCAGUCAGCAGAUAUGGGUCCCCAGGGAACUGUUGCUCCACGAGGAAGGGGCAGACGCCAGAGGACAAUGAGGCAAGCCGGGACAUCUCAGAUCUUUCUUGGAAUGAAAUGAAAUUUACUUUUAUCCCCAAACUGUUACCCUGAUUUAAUGAAGACUCUCCUGAUAUCAAGUGGCUUGGCCUCGGACGGUGUAAGGAGACUCUGCAUUGGUUUCACCUUCAGGAAGCAGUCCUCGCCCAGGCUUCCAUUUACCCAGCUUGACCCCUCGGUGGAAAGAGAGCGCUCUCGUUCAGUCGCUGCGGUGCAAGCGCGGGGAGGGGAUGGUGACCUCUGGGCCUGUCACUGAGCUAGUCCCAGCGGUGGAGGAGGGUGGAGGGGCCGAGGGAUGGGUUAUGCAAGGGCCACACCUGGGGCACCUGGAGUCAGGGAGCGGGACCCAGGGCCUGAGAGUAGGAAGGGGACAUUCUCCAAAGGGAAAUCAGAGGAGGAGAUGGGGAUGCUGAACAGGCAGGACCCAUGGAGGCUGCCACAUGCCCCACAGCCCGUGGGACGUCACUGGCGGGACAGAAAUCCACAUGGUACCAGUACCGAGCUGUUCACCGCAGAGUUCUUUCCGACAGCCACCCUGGGUCCUGCCACUUCCCACCUCCUCCCAGGCUGGCUGCCUGGUCCAAGCCCCUGACUGUCUUUUGCCUGGACUGGUGCAGUAGCUGCCACCUGGGCUGGGCACGUUUCCUCCGUCACCUGACCUCUGCCCUGGCUCCCCACGGCAGCCCGAGGGGCCCUGAGUGUGAGGCCGGACCCCCAUGGCUCCGCUGCUCUGGCUUCCCUCUCCCUCGGCAUCCAGCGGGGGGUCCUCCCCAACCACGGGCCGUGGCCAUCCCCCCCGCCCCUCGCCUGCGCAGCUCUCUCCAGCCACGCUGGCUCCACGGCCCCUCUGUUGCUUCCUUCGGCUCUCUGUUCCAGUGUCGCUUGUUCCUGACCACCCUCCUCUCAAAGAGCGCCUCCUGUCCGCACCUCGUGCUCUGUGCUGUCUUCUCAGUGCCACCUGUUCCGACACGUUCUAGUGCAUGCCUGUCCCCAGGAGGGUGGGCACCGUGUCCCCAUGUCUAGACUGACUGGGUGCAUAAUCAACAUUAUGCUGAAUGAAGGAGUCACUUAACGUCCCUUUUUUGGACAGCGAUUAGUAAGUGGUGACCCGCUUGCCAGAAGCCGAGACAGUGCGUUAUGUCCCCGGGAUGCCCAGGGCUCGCCAGUGGGCUGCUUAAGCUCCUCAUUCAGGCGGUUCUUUGCUUUAGGUCUGUGUGGGGAAAGUUGCCAAAUCAAGUCAGCGAUAAGGUGUCAAGCCAGCAGCGUGGGGAGCGGGGUGUGGCUCUCUCUGCCGGGAGGUGGGUAGUUAGGAGUCGGUACUGGGAACAGAGAACAGACCAGUUGCCUCAGUCCCGUCACUGGUCAGCCUCCUCCAGCUGGUCUGGCCCUCCCGCUGGGGCUGCCCUUUCUCCGUGGGGCUGAGGGCAGCGUUUCCAGCCAGCGAGGCCGCAAGUUCACUGCAGGUUUGGCAGAGCGCCGUGGCCACCCCGCGCCUGCGCAGCCCCGUGUGUCUCUGUGUUUGUGGGGGCGGCCACCCUGUCUGGGGUCCUGGGCACCCAAAGGUCAGGAAGUGGCAGGGGAACCGGGGAGUCAUGGGAAGCCCAAGUGCCGGGUGCUCCCGCCAUCCCAACCUGCUCCGAGCCUCCGGGACCCUCCACACUCCCUCUUGCCCCUGGCCCUUUGCAGGGCUCUGCCCUCUCCCUGGAAGGGCCUUUCCGUUCUUCCUUCCCGGCUGGUUCCCUUCAGCCUCAGCUCAGAGGUCCCCUUCCUCAGGCCCGCCCCGAGCCGGCUGGACGGCAGACCUCCCAGGGGGCCCGGCGCUCACUCCACUCUGCGGCGGCGGGUCCACUGCCCCAGCCUGAGCCGCGUCGUCCCCCACCCCACCCCCCGCCCCUACAGAGAUGCGCUGGCAGCUGGGCGAGCAGCUGCGCUGCCUGGAGCUGCAGGGCGAGCUGCGGCGGGAGCUGCUGCAGGAGCUGGCCGAGUUCAUGCGGCGCCGCGCCGAGCUGGAGCUGGAGUACUCGCGGGGCCUGGACAAGCUCGUCGAGCGCUUCUCCGGCCGCGCAGGCCGCCUAGGGGGCGGCAGCCGGGAGCACCAGAGCUUCCGGAAGGAGCCGUCCCUCCUGUCGCCCUUACACUGCUGGGCCGUGUUGCUGCAGCAGACGCGGCAGCAGAGCCGCGAGAGCGCGGCCCUCAGCGACGUGCUGGGUGGGCCCCUGGCCCAGCGCCUGAGUCACAUCGCGGAGGAUGUUGGGCGCAUAGUCAAGAAGAGUAAGGAUCUGGAGCAACGGCUGCAGGAGGAGCUCCUGGAGGUGGUGUCAGAGCUUCAGACGGCCAAGAAGACAUACCAGGUGUACCACAUGGAGAGCAUGAAUGCCGAGGCCAAGCUCCGGGAAGCCGAGCGGCAGGAGGAGAAACGGGCAUGCCGAAGUGCCGGCACCGAGGCAGGGCCCCUCCGCAAGGGCUCCCUCAAGAAGGGAGGGCGGCUGGUGGAGAAGCGUCACGCCAAGUUCUUGGAGCACAAACUUAAGUGCACAAAGGCGCGCAACGAGUACCUGCUCAGCCUGGCCAGCGUCAACGCGGCUGUCAACAACUACUACCUGCGUGACGUCCUGGACCUCAUGGACUGCUGUGACACGGGAUUCCACCUGGCCCUGGGGCAGGUGCUCCGGAGCUACACGGCCGCCGAGAGCCGCACCCAAGCCUCCCAGAUGCAGGGCCUGGGCAGCCUGGAGGAGGUGGUGGAAGCCCUAGACCCUCCAGGGGACAAGGCCAAGGUGCUGGAGGUGCACGCAGCCGCCUUCUGUCCCCCGCUGCGUUUCGACUACCAGCCCCAUGAAGGGGAUGAGGUGGCUGAGAUCCGGGUUGAGAUGGAGCUGCGGGACGAGAUUCUGCCCAGAGCCCAGAAUAUCCAGAGCCGCCUGGACCGACAAACCAUCGAGACAGAGGAGGUGAACAAGACACUGAAGGCCACCCUGCAGGCCCUGCUGGAGGUGGUGGCGUCGGAAGAUGGGGACAUGCUUGACUCCUUCCAGGCCAGCCCCUCCACCGAGUCCCUCAAAUCCACCAGCUCGGACCCAGGGGUUCGGCAGGCCGGCCGGAGGCGGGGGCAGCAGCAGGAGACUGAGACCUUCUACGUCACGAAACUCCAGGAGUACCUGAGUGGACGGAGCGUCCUCACCAAGCUGCAGGCCAAGCAUGAGAAGCUGCAGGAGGCCAUUCAGCGAGGUGACAAGGAGGAGCGGGAGGUGUCUUGGACCCAGUACACACAGAGAAAACUCCAGAAGAGCCGCCUUCCCCGCCCCAGCUCCCAGUAUAACCAGAAGCUCUUUGGGGGAGACAUGGAGAAGUUUAUCCAGUGGCGGGAACACCCUCUCUGUCCCUGUCCCCAGAGCUCAGGCCAGUCUGUGCCCCUGGUGGUGGAGAGCUGCGUCCGCUUCAUUAACCUCAACGGCCUGCAGCACGAGGGCAUCUUCCGAGUGUCGGGCGCCCAGCCCCGGGUCUCGGAGAUCCGUGACGCUUUUGAGAGAGGAGAGGACCCCCUGGUGGAGGGCUGCACCGCCCAUGACCUGGACUCAGUGGCAGGCGUGCUGAAGCUCUACUUCCGGUGCCUGCAGCCCCCGAUAUUCCCCCCAGAGCUGUUCAGAGAGCUGCUGGCUUCUGCGGAAGCGGAGGCUGCGGCGGAGCGGGUGGAGCGCGUGAGCAGCCUCCUGGCCCGGCUGCCUGGACCGGUGCUGGUGGUCCUGCGCUACCUCUUCACCUUCCUCAACCACCUGGCCCAGUACAGCGAUGAGAACAUGAUGGACGCCUACAACCUGGCCGUGUGCUUCGGGCCGACGCUGCUGCCCGUGCCCGCCGGGCAGGACCCGGUGGCCUUGCAGGGCCGGGUGAACCAGCUGGUGCGCACGCUCAUCGUGCAGCCCUCGCGGGCCUUCCCGCCCCCGGCCCUGCUGCCCGGCCCCGUGUACGAGAAGUGCAUGGCGCCGCCUUCUGCCGGCUGCCUGGGGGACGCCCAGCUGGAGGGCCCGGCGGGGGAGAACGAGCCGGAGCCGGAGGCUGGGAGCCUGGCCCAGGAGGAUGACCCGGAGGGGGUUGUGGAGGCCGUGGCCUGCUUUGCCUACACGGGCCGCACGGCCCAGGAGCUGACCUUCCAGCGGGGGGACGUGCUGCGGCUGCACGAGCGGGCCUCAGGCGACUGGUGGCGGGGCGAGCACGCCGGGGCCCGGGGACUCAUCCCCCAUAAGUACAUCACAUUGCCGGCGGGGGCAGAGAAGCUUGCUGUGGGCCAGGGGCUGCCGGCCGCCGGGGAGCUGGUGAGCAGCCCAGAGGCCCUCCUGGCCAUGGAGCUUGUCCAGAGGCCAGAGCCGUGCACUCAACCCGAGGCCCCUCUCGGCACACCCGGGGGCCCCUCUGGGCACAGACGGCGCUGCUUGGUCCCAGCAUCCCCGGAGCGACAUGUGGAGGUGGAUAAGGCCGUGGCGCAGACCAUGGACUCUGUGUUUAAGGAGCUCUUGGGGAAGACCGCCGUCCGUCAGGGCCUCGGGCCGGCGUCCACCGUAUCCCCUGGCCCUGCGCCCCGCAGCCCAAAGCCCAUGGCCUGCGGCCGCCUUGGCAAGAACAAAGGCUUCCCCCAUGGCCCUGGGGCCCCAGCCUCACUCUUGGCCUCCCAUCCCCAGGGCCUGGACUCACCCCUCAAGCCGCACUGAGGUGCUACCGGUUCCUCUGCAGGCCCCGCCCCGCCCCAGGCGGCCACGGGCGAGACCGGCCGGGCUCCCCAGGCCCCUUGCUUCUCCCUGGUCCUGUGCAGCAUGCCUGCUCGUGACUGUCUGCAGAGAGGAGGA
Messenger RNA from Balaenoptera acutorostrata (minke whale), 5769 nucleotides. RefSeq names its product Rho GTPase activating protein 4 (gene ARHGAP4). Gene Ontology annotation, cellular component: cytoplasm. Gene Ontology annotation, biological process: negative regulation of cell migration; signal transduction. The coding region runs from base 2830 to 5634 and encodes 934 amino acids. The record is from RefSeq and is a predicted model, not a curated record. NCBI's taxonomy places the organism in Eukaryota, Metazoa, Chordata, Mammalia, Artiodactyla, Balaenopteridae. Gene Ontology annotation, molecular function: protein binding. The transcript is spliced from 22 exons.